Molecule: messenger RNA, 2292 nt
Organism: Linepithema humile (Argentine ant)
Lineage: Eukaryota; Metazoa; Arthropoda; Insecta; Hymenoptera; Formicidae
Source: RefSeq, a predicted model, not a curated record
CCCUUGUUUCUGCUUGUGCUUGUAUAACGCGUGCAAGCUAAUAUAACCUAAAUUGGUCUGCACCUUCUUUAAAUUAAUAAAGAAUACAUAAAAGAAUAAAAUAAGUGAAAGGGCAGUGUAUAUCCAAGAAACUUAUGAAAUCAAUCUUAGAUUGAAGAUAUUUUUGAAAAUAUCUAAUUAAAAAAAAGAUAUUAGAAGUAAGUUGAUUGAGAGAAUAGUUGCGAAAUCGAACGUCAUCAAUAUUAUUAUAAAAUAAUGACAGAAUAUCCAUCUAUUAAUGUUCGAUUAGCAGUAAAUAGGGUAGAUUUUAACUUGAUAACGAACGAAGGCAUCCAGCCGCGGCUUUAUACUCCUGGAGAGGAAAUAUCCAGUCAACCAGACUUUUUGAGAGGUCAUGGAACUUACGUUGAUGAGGGAAAAACACUACGUGCGUCAGUCGCCGGAGUCCUAGAAAAAGUGAACAAACUCAUAUCAAUUAGACCUUUGAAAGCGCGAUACAAUGGUGAAAUCGGAGAUCUUAUUGUGGGAAGGAUAACAGAGGUACAACAAAAACGUUGGAAAGUUGAUAUAAAUUCCAAGCUUGAUGCUGUUUUGCUAUUGUCCAGUGUUAAUUUACCUGGUGGUGAAUUGAGAAGAAGAUCCGCUGAAGAUGAACAGACAAUGCGUAGAUAUCUGCAGGAGGGAGACCUAAUUUGUGCUGAGGUACAGUCAAUUUUUGCCGAUGGUUCACUUUCGCUGCAUACGCGAGUGCUGAAAUAUGGCAAACUCUCGCAAGGAAUAAUGCUAAAAGUGCCACCGAUGCUGAUCCAGCGUAAAAAGACGCACUAUCAUAAUUUAGAUAACGGCGUCACUCUAAUACUUGGUAAUAACGGCUACGUAUGGAUUGGUGCAAACAUUCAGAAUGUUGAUAAAUCGGAGGGUGGUUUUACAGAAGAUUUAUCAAAGAUUCCAGUAGAAAAUCGCAACGUAUGCGCGCGGUUACGUAACUGUAUCUCAAUUUUGGCACAAUGUAAUAUGCUGCUAUCUGAUACUUCCGUAACAUACGCUUACGAAGAAUCUGCUAAGUACGAAAACUUGGAAACAAGUAGUCGGACGGUAGAGCUGAGAAACAUGGACGCAUGUUUCACUGCUUUUGAUAAGGACGGUGACGGAUUCCUGUCGAUUUCCGAAUUUGAUCUUAUAUGUCGUGCAUUGUUUCGAAAUGACCGCGGCAAAAUUUACGGCUUUGAAGAGGAUCAACUACGCGAGGUGUACUCCAUCUUUGAUCUUAAACAUGAUGGCACGAUAGAUAAGGAAGAGUUCGAGUUUUGCUGGAAUCGAUGGAUCAAGAUAUGCACGCGUCCCAAAAGUGCCUUUUUAAUCGUAGACGUGCAAAAUGAUUUUAUAACGGGUUCCUUAAACAUAACGCAAUGCGCUGCGCAACAUGAUGGUUCGGAAGUGAUCGAGCCUAUUAAUCGAUUGCUAGAAACCAUACCGUUUGAUGCAGGCGUGUUUUAUUCCCUAGACUGGCAUCCCGUGGAUCACGUAUCCUUCAUCGAUAAUUUACACCUCAGGGAAGUGGACAUCAGCAGCAGUAUUUCAAAAGAAGCUGCACGAGUAUAUGACACAGUGACGUUCCGAGGACCGCCGACGCUGAAGCAACGUCUUUGGCCACGCCACUGCGUACAGGAUUCAUGGGGCGCUGAAUUGCAUAAGGAUCUCAAGAUUGUCGACAACGCGAUAAAGAUUUACAAGGGUACGAAUCCAGAGGUGGACUCGUACUCGGUAUUCUGGGAUAACAAGAAGUUGACCCAAACGACGUUGUCGUCACAGCUGCAGGCUAAAGGCGUCACCGAUAUCUACAUCUGCGGGCUGGCUUACGACGUUUGCGUGGGUGCUACCGCGGUAGAUGCGCUCACUAGCGGAUAUCGCACUAUCCUAAUCGAUGAUUGUAGCCGCGGCGUCGAUCUCGUUGAUAUUGAGAAGACCAAGGCUACCGUGAUAGCCAGCAAUGGUGUGAUAGUAAACUCCAGUCAAGUGAAAGCGAUGGUGGAGGGACGAGAUCGGCGACCGGAACUUGGCUAUAAACUCGCACUGGAGAUCAAACAUAAAUUGAAUCUCGAUGAUGAAUAAUUAUAGUAACAGUAUAGUAUAUCUAGGCGCUACAAAUUAUUAAAAUAGAAAAACCAUAAAUCUUAUUUUGAGAAAGAUUUCUUAUAGGCUCAAUAUGAUUAUAGAUAGAAAGAAAUGUGUUGUAAAAAUAGAUUAGAAUAAAAAUGUAUUUUUUGCCAAAUAUUAAAGUAAAUGUUAGAU